AUGCAGAACCAUCAACUAGACGAGUUUGUAGCUACGUUGCAGUCUUUCAAAGACUUGAAAUCUGGUAUUUCAGGUUCCCGUAUUAAGAAACUAACAUCCUAUGCUCUUGACCAUGUGGACCAGGAGCCACAACUUAUGCAAUUGGUCAUCGACUACUCGCGCGAAACGCUUGCAACCCACAAACUUGGCUCCUUGUACAUUAUAGAUUCGAUCGGUAGAGCAUAUCUCGAGCAGGCUCGCGCACAAGACGACUACAUCAAGCCUAACGCCAAAGAAGGCUCUUGUGCCCACGGUGUGUAUCUUCUUGGAGAAGCCAUCCAGGAGCUUUUGGGCGACGCUAUUGGCAACAGUAACGAGGAUCAUAAGGAAAAAAUAAGGACACUUAUCGACAUUUGGGACCGCAGUGGUCUUUUCCAGAAGGGGUAUUUGAACGCAGUAAGAGCAAAAUGGUUUUCACCUCUUGGCAGCAAUGCUGUUGUCGCCACUGAUAUCGUAAUUGCGCAGCCAAAUAAUUCUUUUGUCUUGUCAAAGGACCCUGCCGAAAGAUGUAUUGACAUUUUGAGCAACCUACAGCCUUUAGCCAAUGUUCCUAGGGUCGCUGUUCCAGCAGAACUUCAAUCUGAAGAUUCAACAUCACAGCAGGCGGCUCUGUUCCAAUUCUUGGUCAAUCUUCAGCAAAUCGGAAUUUCUGAACCGGCACAACCGUCACCAGCCGGUUUCGCGCUGCCGCCUCAACCAAUCUCAAGACCAACUAACCAAAUGAACAGAAAUGAUCAGCAGAUUCCAAGCUUCAGAGAAGACAGACGUGAUCGCUAUAACAACUCUACAAGAAGAACCAGAUCUCGUAGUCCUCCACGGAGAGAAAACUAUCGGAGCUCCGAGGGUCCUAACGCGUCCAACAAUCAUCACCUGUACCCGGGCGAAGAAAACAUACCCAGUAGUCACCACUUCAGACCCAAGCCUGUAUCAGUAGACCACACUGUCCCACCGGACCACAUUAAGGUUUUCAGUCGUACCUUGUUCGUAGGAGGGGUUCCCCCUUCUAUGAAAGAAUACGACAUAGCCCAUGUUUUGAAGCCGUAUGGGGAAGUGCAGAGUGUUAUCUUGAACAGCUCUCGAAAGCAUGCAUUUGUGAAGGUCUACUCCAGACAGGAAGCAGAAAACAUUCUAAACAAUUUCAAUAAGGAUGGAUCGUCACCACUCAGGACCAGAUGGGGUGUUGGUUUCGGACCGAGAGAUUGUUGCGACUACCAGCACGGUUACAGUGUCAUUCCGCUUCACAGACUAACCGACGCCGACAAAAAAUGGACAACGCAUGCGGAAUGGGGUGGUACGGCUGGCCAGCCCUUACAACAAGGCUUAGCUUUUGAAGAGCCUGAUAUAGUCGUUGGAGAGGGGGUCUCGUCCAAAGCAAUUUCUCAAAAAAUGCCUACCGAUAGUGGUAGAAACGGGCCCAAGUCUGGGAAACCGGUUGGUAGAGGUUCUGCUUACCGCAACUCUCCAAACCAGAACCAAUUCUACGGCCAGAUGGCCCCAGUGCCAUUGCAGGCCCAAGUGCCUGUUCAGGCUCAAUACCCACCUGCAGGUUAUGGUGCGUCUCCACCAAUGCAAUCUUACGGCAUGCCAGCGUCGAUGCCCCCACAAGCACCUCCGGCAAUGUAUGGCGGCCAACAAGCUCCUCCAGCUCCACAAUCCCAAUUUGACCCCACAGCACAGCUAAACUCGCUGAUGAGCAUGUUGAACCAACAAAAAUAA
Lachancea lanzarotensis is the source of this 1755-nucleotide messenger RNA. RefSeq names its product LALA0S11e02674g1_1 (gene NRD1). Lineage: Eukaryota; Fungi; Ascomycota; Saccharomycetes; Saccharomycetales; Saccharomycetaceae. The record is from RefSeq and is a predicted model, not a curated record. The transcript has a single exon. Bases 1 to 1755 code for a protein of 584 amino acids. Gene Ontology annotation, molecular function: RNA binding.